Molecule: messenger RNA, 576 nt
Organism: Funneliformis geosporum
Lineage: Eukaryota; Fungi; Glomeromycota; Glomeromycetes; Glomerales; Glomeraceae
Source: the annotation of a GenBank genome assembly
AUGUCAUCGCUGGUUACUAUAAGACAACAUCUUUUGAAUAAUGAUACAAAUAUACCUUCUGCUUGUAAAGUUUCAGAUAACUUGCAAGAGGGAUCAAAAGGAGGAGUCGUUAAAGUGUUCAAUUACAUAAUCCAAAAAUUUCUGAACGGGUAUUCCUUGCAAUCGAUUAGAAUAACAUUUAAUCAAACAAGUUUAACAACAGAUCCAUCAAUGAUUGUUAUGUUAGUUGGAAAAAAUUGCAAUAAUUUAAGAAUAUUUUAUAUCGAUAUAUUUCAACGAGCCAUAUCUAAAGAUUCCACAAUGAUAUUACUGGAAAAUUGUAAAAAAUUAGAAUAUUUAGAUAUAACAGCAUCAAGUGAAACGGAUGAAGCAUUACUCAUGUUUGGGUCAAUGAAUUCAUUAGUCAAGUUUAAAAUUAAAUUUCGUUUACCCAAAGUGACGCAAAAAGGUUGGAUUAAUUUAGUUAGAAGGCCAACCGGUUGCCCUUCUUGGCGUGUAAUUACAAUCGAUGAUAGUAGACAAAUUAUACCCGAAUUUUUCGAAACGUUAGAACAAGAUCAUCAUAAUCUAGAAUAA